CUAGAAAACUUCUCCAGCGAUCAGUUACAGCGAUAUGAAGGGUACAGACGAUCCGCACUGAAUCGGACAAACGUCCGCAGGCUGGUAAGCCAGGUGCUGAAUCAGCAGUGCUCGCAGACGAUGGCGAUUGUCGUUGCCGGUUUUUCAAAAGUAUACGUUGGAGAAAUAGUAGAAAAAGCACGGGAGGUGAUGGAAGAAUGGGGCCACACUGGUGCAAUCCGACCCGAGCACUUACGCGAAGCACAUCGACGGUACAAGCACGAA
Molecule: messenger RNA, 264 nt
Organism: Zychaea mexicana
Lineage: Eukaryota; Fungi; Mucoromycota; Mucoromycetes; Mucorales; Lichtheimiaceae
Product: TAFII28-domain-containing protein
Exons: 3
Biological process (GO): transcription initiation at RNA polymerase II promoter; RNA polymerase II preinitiation complex assembly
Cellular component (GO): nucleus; transcription factor TFIID complex
Molecular function (GO): transcription coactivator activity; protein heterodimerization activity
Source: RefSeq, a predicted model, not a curated record